GUCAAACAGGACGUGGGGGGGCUCGGCAUCAGCAUCAAAGGUGGCCGGGAGAACAAGAUGCCCAUCCUCAUCUCCAAGAUCUUCAAGGGACUGGCAGCAGAUCAGACCGAGGCGCUGUACGUGGGAGAUGCCAUCCUGUCUGUGAAUGGCACCGACCUGUCCGAGGCCACACACGACGAGGCGGUGCAGGCACUGAAGAAGACGGGCAAAGAGGUGGUGCUGGAAGGUAAGGGGCAGCGGGGUGCCCUGCUUAUGUACGGCCUGUGGGUACCCUCAUGUCCUCCGCUCCCGGGCUCUGCUCUUCCCAGAACUUCCAUUUAAAUCCUCCCCCUUAGC
This is a messenger RNA of Meleagris gallopavo (turkey), 336 nucleotides long. NCBI's taxonomy places the organism in Eukaryota, Metazoa, Chordata, Aves, Galliformes, Phasianidae. The record is from RefSeq and is a predicted model, not a curated record.